Messenger RNA from Sodiomyces alkalinus F11, 1461 nucleotides. RefSeq lists its product as hypothetical. NCBI's taxonomy places the organism in Eukaryota, Fungi, Ascomycota, Sordariomycetes, Glomerellales, Plectosphaerellaceae. The record is from RefSeq and is a predicted model, not a curated record. Bases 1 to 1461 code for a protein of 486 amino acids. Gene Ontology annotation, biological process: actin cortical patch assembly; actin cortical patch localization; endocytosis. Gene Ontology annotation, molecular function: Arp2/3 complex binding. The transcript has 3 exons. Gene Ontology annotation, cellular component: actin cortical patch.
AUGGCGGACUACGAUGUUUAUCAAUCUCUCGAGACGGAGCAGCAGUUCUUCGAAGAGCUUGACGAUGUGGUUGCCACCCAAUAUCAAUCCCAUGACCUGAUCGACGAGACACUGCGUUCCUGGCUAUACAUUGCGUCCAUGUUCAGGGACAAGUUCUGCCAUGCCGAAGACGACAUUGCUAUCUGUGCUCAGAAGCUUCUCUCUAGUAAGCUCUUCGCCGAAAACAAGGAUUAUGUGCGGACGCAAAUGAUACACAGUGUCUUACAGGAGGACGAACCAAGUGCUUUGCAUGUCAUCUCGUGUUUCUUGCUCCUGGACGGACGGAAAGAUGAGUCGACAUUCGCACGCAUGGUUGAGGAAGGAUGCUUCCCGCGGCUUUUGGAUUUGCUCCACGGCCGCAAGGAGAGGGACGGGAGGCUACAUCGCUUGCUACUCGAGUUGAUGUAUGAGAUGUCGCGCAUCGAGCGCUUGCGGAUGGAAGACCUGAUACUAGUCGAUGACGGCUUUGUCAACUACCUCUUCCGGAUCAUCGAGGAACUGUCUAACGACGCCCACGACCCCUAUCACUACCCUAUCAUUCGCGUUCUCUACAUGUUGGCCUCGACCAACCCGGCUGCUGACCCUCUGUCUCCCACGGCACCCCUUACCAACCGAGUCAUCAAGUGCCUAAGCCUUCACGGCUCGACCUACCGCACAUUCGGCGAGAACAUCAUCUUGCUUUUGAACCGGGAGACCGAAACGUCGCAGCAGCUCCUGAUCCUGAAGCUCCUAUACUUACUCUUCACCACCAAAGCGACGUAUGAGUACUUCUAUACCAACGAUCUAAAAGUCCUUUUAGAUGUAAUCAUUCGGAAUCUUAUGGACCUGCCCGACGAGAAAGCCUCUCUGCGCCACACGUAUCUUCGAGUUCUCCACCCUCUCUUAGCUCACACUCAACUUAGCUACCCACCACACUACAAGCGGGAGGAGACAUUGAAAGUACUCCAUAUUCUCGGCGGUAUGGGCAACUCGCACUUUGCACCCGCCGAUGAUACCACGCUGCGUCUUGUGGAACGGGUAUCGAAGGUCAAAUGGUUGAUUGAGCGCGACGAAUCAUCGGGGGAGGCCGAAGUGCCGCGCAAAUUUCUUGGCAUCAGCCUUCCCCAGUCUCAGGCCGCGAGCAGCGUUAGUGUCGUGGAUAUCGCAGCCAUUAAGGAGAAGCCUGGCGUACAAACGCCGAGCCGCAAGGCCACAGGGUUGGCGGCUGAAGGAGGACAAAACGACGCCGGUGGAGUGACCAGGCCCAGAAAAAUCCUGCCUGAAGUACCCAGGCAUCGUCACGGUGUCCCUUUUACAGAAGGGCCGACAUUACACGUUAAAGCAAAGAAAACGCCGCCAAAGGCCCCGCCUCCGAGGAGGCAAGCCAAGUCGAAGAGAAUCGUAGAGAGCCCUCCAGAUGAUUGCUCCACAUCUGGACCGUGA